AUGAAUUCCACAGCAUCGAAGAGCACACGAUCUGUGCAAAAUGAUACAGCCAUCGAAGCGACCGAAAAGAACGAAACCUGGCGUGUCGACCCGGAAACGCUUGCCGCCUACGGGAGGAACCCAGAACAGUGGCUAGUGGUUUGCCCGCCGGUCGCCGAUGGUGACAUGUCUGUUUGCUACACCCUACGCAACACGACAAGCUUGAUACAACAGGAAUCGGGAUGCCGAACGUUGUUCAAAAAACACUUCAUCCCGCGCGAGGGUCUGAUCUGCUCGAUGAACCACGAAAAAGCCCUGAAGAACCCGGGCACCGAAUACUGCGUCUGCUACACCACCAAUUGCAACAAGCCCAAGGAGCAGGAA
This is a messenger RNA of Mesorhabditis spiculigera, 363 nucleotides long. The record is from the annotation of a GenBank genome assembly. Lineage: Eukaryota; Metazoa; Nematoda; Chromadorea; Rhabditida; Rhabditidae.